Molecule: messenger RNA, 6184 nt
Organism: Lytechinus pictus (painted urchin)
Lineage: Eukaryota; Metazoa; Echinodermata; Echinoidea; Temnopleuroida; Toxopneustidae
Product: protein shortage in chiasmata 1 ortholog-like
Exons: 28
Coding region: 124-5025 (1633 amino acids)
Biological process (GO): resolution of meiotic recombination intermediates
Cellular component (GO): condensed nuclear chromosome
Molecular function (GO): single-stranded DNA binding; ATP hydrolysis activity
Source: RefSeq, a predicted model, not a curated record
AAGCUAGGCCGGCCCAUAAACAAACGCCCUAUCGAUGGUGAUGUCUGACGAUGCCUGAUUAAUUAUGAGCAAGAUACAAGAGAUCUAUUUUACUCUCAUUUUUGGAAGAACCAUAGUUUAAGCAUGCCACGGUAUUUAGCACUUGACUACGCUUUCGAGGCAAUUAAAGAGCAUCAAAAUUUCCUGAGUGUAUUCCUCUUGGCUCUGCCCUCAAGUCUUGAUGUUCAUUCAAAUGCCAAAAGAGAUGAUGAUAACAGUUACAAAUUGCCUUGGCUUCAAUUGAAAGGCAAGAGUACAUUAAGCUCCUUGACUGAUUGUUCUGGAAUAAAAGAAGCCUUGAGGAAAAUUGUCCCUUCUUCUUUGGAACGAGGAUUAGAGACAAUCUUGGAAGAAACACUUCAUUUUGAAUCAGUUGAAGAUGACAUUGUACCAAGCUCUAAUCCGGACUCUCCCCCAUUGGACUAUCAGACAAAGCUUAGUAUCCAGUCAAAGCUUAAGCAUAAAGACCCAUGUGAGAUUCCCAGCAGUAUCGAAGGCCAUCCUGUGAAAGUCCAAGAGGAUGACCUUCAUUUUCAUUGUAAAGGAAGGGAAUAUGCAAGGUUCAUGCUGGAGAACUUGGUUGAUGUCACUUCUGACUCAAGGCAACACCAGACCUGCAAAGAUAUGUGUAAACAGUUAGUCCCUCUUACUAUUAAGGAUCCGUUCGCAGACCUCCCUCCUGAGCAGACAGCUGAAGACCUGCGAUUGGGGACAAAUGAACAGAAAGAUAUCACAACUGAGCCUUUCGCAGAGUUGGAGCUAAUGGAAGAUUUAGAGAAAUUCCCUGAUGUAUGGAAGGACAAACAACAAAACAAUGAAGAACUUCUACUGCCUGAGCUGGUUUCAACGGCACACACUGAGAACAAUCAUCCAAGUAUGUGUGAUGUCAUGCCUGACUACUGCCUAAGGUUGGAAGAGGAUAGCUAUACUAAGCAGUUUGAUUGGUCUGAAACAGGAUUUCUAGGGUUGAACUCCCCUUCAAGUCAAUCACAUCCAGAACAGCUUCCAUGUAUUAGUCAAACUGAUGGUGAUCUUAUCAAGCUGAAUUGUGAAGGCCUUGGUCCAGCGGAAGAUAAGGAAUCCAGUGAUGUUCAAAAAAGAUCUUUGGAGUCUCCACAGACCCCUAUUGAUGUUUCUAAGACAUCAGAAGAUCCAGGACUAGAGAAUCAGAAGCUUCCCAUAACUCCUAUAUCAUGCUUUGAUACUGAGAUUGUGACUCCAAAGACCAAAGAGAAGACAGAAAAGAAAAUAUGGAAGACUGAACAAUAUCUACAUGAGGCAGUGGCACUGGGUCUUAAAGUUCCUGAGGUGACGAAUAUGGAUAAACCCAAUCCUCUACUGUCACCCAAGUCAGAACUAGGCUUGACCAAAGAACAUGGCAACAGCGAUGUUGAUCUAUUAUUACCAUGGCAACUAGUCAAUAUGUCAAAGGUUAUGAUGAACAAGAAGUUUACAAGGACCGUUGAGAGAUUAGAGGGUGCAGAUGAGAUCAAAAUGUUGGAAAGUAAAGUGGACAGCUGCCAAGAACCAGUGGUUAAAGAAGACUUAUCAAUAGAUGAUGAUGAAAGUGAUAUAAUGUUGGAGCCAUUGGAGGAAGUGAGGACGAAGCAGCCCUCUAAAAAAACAUCAUCUGAUUCUGAUCAACAAACUGAAAAUUUUAAAGAGCAUAUGAAUACUACGUCAGAUACAGCUGUCACUGAAAAUGAGAAGCCACUAGCUGAGGAGAGUAAGGAGAAGAAAGGAGAUACUGCUCCCAAAAGAUGUUCUCCUGUAGGGGAUCCAUUGAUGGACUUCCUGAAGCUUAGAUGCAAGGAAUCUCUGAUCAAGAAGGAGCCGCCUCCUCUCCCACCCCCUCUCCUUCCAAGAGCAGAUUACAAUAGCAAAGAGCUUCCAUUGAAAAGCACAAAUGACACAAAGACUGUUUCCAAGCCUGUGCUAAUUAAAAAGGAGAUACUCAAUCAUGAUGACUCCAAAGAAUCUGAGCUAACACCUACCAAGUCUGGUAAUAAAAAGUCAAAGAGCAGAACGGUUGAAGUUACUCUGACAGCAUCAUUUGUUGAGAUGAUGAAAGUACUAGAAGAUGCCCUAACUCCAGUGAUGAAUCGCCUUCAUUCUACCAAUGUACUGUCACCAUCCUACACACUCCAUACACUCACACCAGAUGUUUCUAGAUUCCUCCUACUACAGUAUGAAAAGCAGAGUAAAUCUACAGAUAAAGAAGACAAAGAAGAAUAUCAACAAAUCAUUCUCCUUCACAGCUAUGUAACUGCUAUAGAUCUGAUGAUACACUGUGAUGCUGUAUCAGCAAUCAUGCACUUGGCUCUUGCCAAUGAGAGAUACAAGGAUGUCCUAAAAGGAUGUUUAGAUGGUGUAAGAAACGCCCUGUUCAAGAAGCAUUGCCUGCUACCCAAACACACCAUACACCCUAAGCUUCAUGAGAUGGCUAGGCUUACAGGAGAAUGGUUCCUUAAGAAACUCAAGAAAGAAGGAAAGGACCAUGACCCUAAGGUUCUUGUGAUAAUUAGACGAGAGUAUGCCAAACUGGUUGAAAGUGUCACUACUGUUUUGCUUUCUGUGAGAGGUUUAUCAGCUGGCACUCUGAGCUCAUCACCCCAAACCAUCUACAUGGCAGUUAGUCAAGCACUGGACAAACACAACUGCUUGGUGAUCUCACCCGCUCAGAUAGAUGAGAGCUUUCCUUGGGCACACUUCUCACUGGUCAUUGAGUAUGAAGCCUACCCCAACAGCCCCUGGAAAGAGCUAUGCUUGCGUCAAAAUAUCAGGCACAUUGAACUACGAUGUUCAAGUUCUGUUGGAGUAGGAGCUAACCUGGGUCGUCUUAGUUUAACAGAUGGUGAUGACAAGAAAGCUGAUAAUAAGUCCAAGCAGAUCUCGCUCAAACUGAUAGGGUUUGAUGAUAUCAUUAAUUCAUCCAAGCUGCUACAUACACUCGAAACAAGGUUCAACAUUCUGAUCGUUGAGAGGACUUCUACCUCCCCUCACAACUCUUCCUCAUCUCAACCCAUCUCUGCUGACCUCAUUGUUGAUGAAAGGACAGGUGCUAUCAUCAUAGGAUUAGAAAGCUUACUAUUAGAUGGUGCUGUAGAGCCUCUGGUUCAUCGUAUCACUCUACUAUCACAGCAAUUCUGCAUGCUGUGGGUCAUUCUGGAGGGAAAUGGUCAUAAUAACAGCUAUGCUCUUGGUGGUCAUGUUGUAGCAAACACCAGCAAGCUUCAAGCAGCUCUGUCACAGUUCAAUGCCAAGUCUUAUGAUUUUGAAGUGAAGGUGAUGUACUCUGAUGAUAGUACAAGUACAGCUUCUACAAUCAGCAUGAUCUGUGAUGUAUGUCAGAAGGCAUCAACAGCAGUAUGGCACCAUGAUGACUGGCUUCAUAGACCAUGGUUCACUGACACACUCAGCAAGCAUGAGAGCUUCUUGUCGAGUUUUCAAUGUGUGAACUCCUUCACUGCCCAAGUCAUGCUUACUGCUGCCCCACUACAAGUGCUGCUGAAAGCUCCGCUCACAUAUCUCUCAAAGCUCUGUCCAUGGAUUCCAACCAGAAUCAUCUCUAAUUUCUACAAGCUUGUGCAUGAUGAGAGUCCUUUUUAUGAUCGCCCUUCAAAAGCCCCUAUGUCACAGAGGAGGGAAGAGUCCAGGGAUGGCCAAACUGAGCCCAUCCUCCAGGACAGAAUGAUUGUCGAUCAAGGAAGCAGGAAGGUCAUUGCAGAUGCAACAAGAAAUCAGGAAGAUAUGAAACCUUCUGACCUUCACCACCAAGAGCAUGGAGGAUCAAAGGGAUGGAGCAUGCUGCAAAAUGGACGCAAGACCCAAAGUAGAGAUGACCUGAGGCAGUCAUAUCAGGAUGUUCCUGUUACAAUCAAGUCUGAACCAGUUGAUGAUUCUCCUGUUUAUGACCUUGAUGGUCAAGCUAUGUAUCCUCUAGACCAUUCUAUUCCAGAUGAUCUGAAGACACCUCUGGAACUGCUUGCAUCCAGUGAUACUAUUGGAAAAGACCAACUUAGCUCAUCAAGGUAUCAUUCAGAGGCAUUUGAUCCAGAACAUGGAAUGGAUACUGGUGCAAACCCCCAUUCUUCAAGAGAUCGCCAAGGCCACUUUAGCAAGUAUAGGUCUGGUCAAAGAGAACUACUGCCAUAUGCAUCAACUUCCAAGACUGAUUAUGUGACAGUGCCGUCAUCAAGAGAGCAGAUCAUAGAGGAAGCAGUGCAUAAAGGUCUACAUUCCAAUACAAUGGCUCGGGCGAGAAAGGCCUAUUCUGGCUUAGAUGAUAUUCUUCCAAGACAGCAUCAAGAUAAUUGGGGUCAGUGUCUUGCCAACGAAGAUGUAAAUAGAGACUAUUCUCUGAAAGAUCAUAUCCAAUCCUCUGGUCAGUCAGCAAUUGUGUCAAAUCAUGGACGAAACCGAGGACUGUAUGACAUGGAUCCCUUUCCUACCAGGGGUACUCAAAAGCUAGCUCCAAUGAAGUACAUAGGCAUAGCACAGCCCUGCCCUCGGGCUGGUAAAGAUUGUUCGACAAAAAAGAUCAAUCCUUCAAACUACAUGACGACUUCAAGAAGUGGGGAGUUUGGUACACUUGCAACAGCAGGGCUGCCAGCUAGAAGAGGAUCGGCUUCAAUGGAGAGCCUGAAUCAGUCUCAGGGAAACCCUUCCAUGCAGAGGCAUCCCCUUGAAUAUCACAGUCAGUACUUUCAAAGACCUGAUGAUCAUCAAUAUUCUGAAAGACAACAGACCGCACACAGUAGGAGUGAUUACAGAGGAAUGGACACGGCAAUGCUUCAAGGGAAAGGGUUGCUGCAGCAACAUCAAGCUUCCUCAUACCAGUAUCAAACAGGGAAUGCCUUCCAUGAUGCGAUUAGUCAAUUGAGCUCUGAAGAUAUGUACACUGAUGGCACAACUAAGAAAAGAAGAUUGACAUAUGAGAGGGUGCCAGGAUCUAAAGGAGGACAGACCAGACUAGCUUUUCGGUAGAUCACCAGGAUGUGAAAGUCACUUUGAUACCUCAACAAGAGCAGCCAAGUCUUGCCGAUUGUCAGGGAAAAUCUCAGGAUUUCUACACUGAUUGCGCUAUCAAGAAUAUAUGGAGUUCCAAGAUCUAAAGGAAAAUAGAUAUGAAUAGCUGUCAGGUAGAAAUAGCAUGUAAAAAAUCACUCUGAUACCUCAACCAGAGUACCAAUUUGUAUUUUAUGUUGUCUGAGCGAGGGAGGUUCCAGUGAACUGCUGCAUAUGGCCAACAGAAUAGGGGGCGGGGAAUACUUGCGAGAACUGUGUGUGUGUGAGAGGUAACAAGAUAAUAUGAUACAUUUUGCUGUAUAAGAUACUUGUACAUUACCUGAUGUAACAUAUAUAAUUUCUUAUGUUCUCUGUGGAAACCACAGUAUGUUUGAGCUUGGAGCCAUUUCAUAAAGCUGUUUGUAAGUUACGCAAAACUUCAUGCACGACAGGUAAACCUUCCUUAUGCUACACUGUAAAUAAGAUACCCCAAAUUUCCUGUUUCAUCCUAAUAGGAGUGCACUUCACAUCAUUUCAAUCAAAAUGUGAAAAAUAUUGAAUUUUCCACUCAGAUAAUUUCAAUCUACAAAAUUGAGUUUCCAGCUUAAGCUGAUGGGGAUCAAAAUGAUUGAGAGUCUGAAUUAAAUUGCUACCCAAAAAUGAGUCGCCAGUCAUGUGUAAAGUAUGUGUAAAGUCGUGAAGAACUUUCGAAAAUAGCUUUAUGAAAUGCCAUCCUUGAGACUGUUUUAUGAACAUGGUUAGUACAAUUUAUAUACUUCUAGUUAAAGUUGGUUUAAAAAGAUAACCCUUUAGUGAUUGGUCAAACUGGUUUUACAAAGUUUUAUCCUGAUGAGAUUCAUUGCAAGUGUUUAACAUGAGUCAGGUUGUCAUAGUUUGUUAUUCAUAUCUAUGCAAUGCAAAGAGAAAUUCAGUGUCUAACAAGAUAAACUGAAAAUAACUUUCUUGCCAGAUAUCAUACCAUUGUUGUUGGUAUUUUCAAUAUUAAAAAUAUACAUUUAUUCAAUAAUUAAAUUAAAUAUACAUACAACUGCUGAUGUUAUUUAUCUUCUUAUCUAAUGAAAAUUCUCUAUUGUAUUGUUAUGAACUGUAAUGUAUUUCAUGUAUAUUAUGGGUAGUU